UCCCUCGGACACAGCAGAUCACCGAUCAAUGGAAAGAGCCGAAGAUGGCGGCUCGGUCAUGUGAUCAGCUGUGUCCAAUCACAGCUGAUCACAUCUGUCACGCUGACAGCUCAAGGGGACAGGAGAGCCGGUAAUCGGCAUUCCACAGUGAGGACAUGUACACUGAUGAUCAGUGUAGCCCCAGCAGUGCCAGCUGUCAAUGCCCAUCAGUGCUUCAUCAAUGCACAUAUCAGUGCCUACCAGUGCACAUCAAUGCCACAUAUCAGUGCCCAUCUGAGCUGCCUUUCAGUGCCACUUAUCAGUGCUGCCAAUAAGUGCCACCUAUCAGUGCCAGUCAGUGCCGCCUAUCAGUGCCAGUCAGUGCCGCCUAUCAGUGCCAGUCAGUGCCGCCUAACAGUGCCAGUCAGUGCCGCCUAACAGUGCCAGUCAGUGCCGCCUAACAGUGCCAUAUAUGAGUGUUGCCUUUCAGUGCCCAUCAGUGAUGCCUGUCAAUGCCCAUCAGUGCCACCUACUAGUGCCUCCUCAUUAGUGCCCAUCAAUGCCACCUAUCAGUGCAGCCUAUCAGUGCCCAUCACUGCAGCCUCAUUAGCGCACAUCGGUGAAGGAGAAAAAUCACUUAGUUACAAAAUUUUAUAACAACUAAGAAAAAACUUUUUUUUUUCAAAAUUUUCAGUUGUUUUUGGUUUGUUUAGCAAAAAAUAA
Messenger RNA from Staurois parvus, 702 nucleotides. Lineage: Eukaryota; Metazoa; Chordata; Amphibia; Anura; Ranidae. The record is from the annotation of a GenBank genome assembly.